Caenorhabditis auriculariae is the source of this 2726-nucleotide messenger RNA. Lineage: Eukaryota; Metazoa; Nematoda; Chromadorea; Rhabditida; Rhabditidae. The record is from the annotation of a GenBank genome assembly.
AUGACCAAAACGACAGAAACUCACGAAUCGGCCGCAGAACAGUCGUUGCACCACGUACAUCAUGGCGGAAUCGAGAAAACGAAGGAUGAAACGGCAAAAAAGAAGAACCGAGUGAAGCUGGGAAAGUACGCCAUGUUGUUGGGCUACCAGGGCAAGAAAUAUUUCGGGAUGCAGGUAAAAAUUAUUUUCGUGAGUUUUUGAAAUCUUCCGAAGUUCAGAUUCAAAAAGAUAUGCCGACGAUAGAGAUGCAUCUGCUGGACGCGAUGCUGAAGUUGGGCUGGAUUUCGCCAGAACAGCGCGCGAAUCCGUUCAGUAUCUACUUCCAACGGGCGGCCAGAACCGACAAAGCCGUUUCUGCGGCUCGACAGGUCGGGUUGUACGUAAUUGAAAUACUUUUGUUUCCUCAAAACUGUAGCUUUUUUCAACUUGAAAAAAGAGAGUCUUGUAUGGUGUUUGAGAAGAGGAAAGGUGAAGAAAACGUUAUAUCUGUAACUUUUUUUAAUAUGUUGCAUUUUUUCUUUCAAAACUGCUUAUUGUUAUAUGAAAGCCAAGCCCCUUCUUAGGACUAUCGCCAUGUGAGACCUUGUUUCUAGUAGAUCUUUUGGAAACGACAAAUUUUGUCGAAUUGAGAGAGUUGAUCAUUUUUGGACAGUUUCUUAAGUCAACUUUCAAAUUUACAAAAGCAACGUUUUGUCAAAAAUGAACACUUUUGUUAGGUUUAUUCAAUUUUUGUCCGAAACUAUUCUGGCUUUAUCUGUCUUUUUUCAAGCCCUCUUCAUGAUCUUUCGUAUUUCCUCGGUUUAGUUCCAAAUUAUUUCAAUAGUAUUGCUUUUGAAAACCAAUUGAACGAUGGAAUAUUGCAUUUUGAGAUGUGCGGCAUGCAACUGCCUCAAAGGGACGACUAUUAUAAACUGGACGGGGCCGCCGAUUUGAACAAGAUUUUGCCUGAAGAUAUCCGCGUUUUCGGUAGGUUUUCGAGGCGUUUUUCAUUUUCGAACUUUUCAAAGGUAUGAGAAGAGCCACCAAUUGGUUCCAUCCUCAGAAACAGUGCGAUAAUCGCACCUACAGCUACACGACGCCGACUUUUGUCUUCGCCAAGCCUGAUCAGGUAUCAUUCUGUUUUCGAAAAGAAUGAUUACGGCGGCAGUGAAAAAAGAAAAGUUGAAUAAGUUACUCGAAAAUUCCAAACCGAAUUUAAAGUGAAUGAUGAAUAUGACUCAGAAUAUACCGAAAACCUUGAGAAGCUAAAUUUUGCAAGUUUUCAGCUGACUGACAGCAGUUUCCGGAUCACGAAAGAAGUGGUCGACGAAGUGAAUUCGAUUUUGGAAAUCUUCCUAGGAACACAUAACUUUUUCAAUUAUACAGCUAAAAGGUAUCUUCAGAAACUUAUAAAAAUUGUUCUCAUUUGACUAGGGCAUACAAUGACCAAAGCUGUAACCGGUACAUUAUCUCGUUCAAAUGCGGCGAACCUUUCCUGUUCAAAGAUCCAUACAGGUUGUUUCCGAGUUCAAGAAGAUUUCAUAGAAUCCUUCCGAGUUUCAGAGAACAAGAAGUUGAGUUCAUCACCAUCACUAUCAAGGGCCAAAGUUUCGUUUUGCAUCAAAUCCGCAAAAUGAUCGGUAGGGCAGAAAAUAAUGAGAAAAUUAACCUUUCCUGUUUUUAGGCAUGGUGAUCACUGUUAUCAGAGAGCUGCAGCUGAAAAGUGCCAUUCAAAAAUCUUUUGAAGGAAAAAGGGUGGGAGUUCGAAUGUUUAGAAAUCUUCAACUGAAUCUGAGGGUCUCCGUGAGCGAAAAUAUUAAGAAAGCAGAGAUUUUUUUCUAAUUAUCUAAUUAUUCUAAAAAAAGAAGUUCAAAUUAUACAUAUUGGCGUAAGGAGCUCAGUUCUCUUUUUGAAACUUCUAAACUUCACGCAGUAAUCAACUGAGGCCUAAUGGAAAGAUAUAAAAGUGGUACCAUUUUAGAGUCUAUUUUAUUCGUCUUUCUCAAUGAAAAAUCUUAAAAGUCAGUACUUCCGUAUCUAACCACAAUCAUGAGGUUUCCAGUUUUUCAAUCUCCGGUCACCGCUCAUUUCUUUCCAGCUAGAUAUUCCGAUGGCGCCAGGACUGGGACUUCUUCUCGAACGGACCCACUACGACAGCUACGACAGAAAACACUCGGCGACACACGAGCCGCUGACUUUUUGGGGCGACAUCGUGGAAGCCGAGGCUGAACGAGUCAAGUUCGAGCUCAUCACCAAGGAAAUGCUCGAGACGGAGCUCCUGACCCAAGGGUAUGUCUAUCCGCAUCAUUGUGGAGCUUUGGGAGCUUUUUCAGAAUGAUGAAAUGGUUGACGGACCUCAACAGCCACGAUUAUCUAGCCGACCCGGAGGCCGAGGAGCCGCCCAGCAAGACCUUCGUCACGAUGGCCGUCGCCUGCGCUAACAAAGUUCACUUUCUCGAAUAAUAACUCCGAUUAUCUCAAAAAACGUUAAUAUACUUUUUUCAAAUCCCUGAAUCUCUAUUUUUGGAAUGUUUCUGAAAAGAAGAAUUGAAAUAUAUUUUUGUUACAAUGUUUCUUCUUCUCAGGCUCUGGAAAGCGAAGCGAUGGAAGCUGAAGAAGACGUCAAAGCCGAACCAGAACUAGAAGAAGCGAUAACGACUCAACCCGGAGAGGUUGAAGACUUCAAAGCAGAAACCACGGAGCAAAUAAAAGAAGAAGAAGCAGAAAAGAAGUCGACAGCCUUGUAA